This is a messenger RNA of Patiria miniata (bat star), 2008 nucleotides long. It is a transcript of the gene nsun5, whose product is annotated as 28S rRNA (cytosine-C(5))-methyltransferase-like. Gene Ontology annotation, biological process: rRNA base methylation. Gene Ontology annotation, molecular function: methyltransferase activity. The record is from RefSeq and is a predicted model, not a curated record. Gene Ontology annotation, cellular component: nucleolus. The transcript is spliced from 7 exons. Lineage: Eukaryota; Metazoa; Echinodermata; Asteroidea; Valvatida; Asterinidae. The coding region runs from base 90 to 1805 and encodes 571 amino acids.
UAUGUAUGGGAACAGCUAGUUCUUAGUUGGCGUACUACUAAUAAUGUUUUCAUGUCGCAAAGUUGACGAAGCAUUGAAGAGAAAGAGACAUGUUGUAUAAGGAAGCAUCUAGAAUCAUCCACCUUGUGCAGAGGAAACAGGGAACCGUCAAAUCACUGGUUCACUCCAGCGACUGCAAGAACAUCAAGCAGCUUUAUGCGUUGGUCUGUCAGACCCUUAAGUACUCCAGCAUCAUCGAUCAGAUCCUGAAGAACACCAAGCUUCUUGAGCAAGAGAAAUGGCUAGAAAAAUCCACGGCCCAGGUCCUGCUGUACGAAAUGCUGUUUGGCAAAGGUAUUCAGUGUGGAGGGAAGUACCGUCUUGCCAUCAAGAGACACAAGUCGGCUCUUACGUCCGCUCUCGUCAGGAUCAAGAUUAAGAUGGGUGUGGUCAACAACAAGGAUCUCCUUCCACAGUCAGUGAAGGACGAAGUCAUCCUGCCACGAUAUGUAAGAGUAAACCUAUUGAAGUCAACUGUUGAUGAUGUCAUACAGACCUUCAUUGAGGAAAGCUACCACUGUAUUCUAAGCAGAGAGCAGGCAGAUACCAAGAGGAAAGAAGCCAGAAAUGCUGAUGACAUUUGUAAGAUUCAUGCCAACUUGCUGACAACUUUGGAGCCACACCAGUUCAUGUGUGAUGUUCACUUAGAAGAUCUGCUAGUCUUUCCUCCAGCCACCGACUUCCAUGACCAUCAUCUGUACAAGACUGGAGCCAUUAUACUUCAAGAUAAGGCUAGUUGUUUACCAGCGUACCUACUAGCGCCGCCCCCUGGUAGUCAUGUGAUAGAUGCCUGUGCUGCCCCCGGCAACAAGACAUCACAUUUGGCAGCCAGUUUGAAGAACACAGGGAAAGUCUUUGCUUUUGACGUUGAUCCUAAGCGUGUGUCCACGCUGUCUAAAAUGACAGCCCUGUCUGGCGCCACCAACGUAGAAAUUAUAAACCAGGAUUUUCUCAAGGUAAAUCCGGGAGAAGAACGAUUCUCAAACGUUCGAUACAUUCUGAUGGACCCUUCCUGCAGUGGCUCGGGGAUCGUAAGUCGACUGGACCACCUGACCAACGACAGCCAAUCAGAUUCCACUGAGAGGCUGGAAGGGCUUGCAGCGAUCCAAGCCAAAUUGCUGGGUCACGCGCUUUCAUUUCCGCACGUGGAGCGUGUUGUGUAUUCCACUUGUUCGGUGCACCAGACAGAGAAUGAGAGAGUUGUCUUGCAAGUCCUGGCUUCCCGUACCAACUUUGAAUUAGAAUUGGCGCUCCCCACAUGGAAAAACAGAGGCAUCUGUGUUGUAGAUGAUAAUGUCCCUAUGGAAACAUCGCUCAAGACGGGAAGCCCGGAUGUCAGUGCCUGCUUACGUGCUGUCCCAAAGGAAGACUGCACUAAUGGAUUCUUUGUAGCAGUGCUAAAGCGGAAAAUAAUGUCUGCUAAGCAGGAACAGACAAGAAAAGAUACUGAGCCAUUGAAGAAUGGUAGAAAGCGGAACAGGAACAAAAGGCGGAAAAAUCAAACCACACCAAUUCAGGGAUUUGUGAGUAACACAGUUACUGUAAGUGACCCUCGUGAAAUGUCAAACCAAGGUGAUUGCACAAAUGAUGGCACAAAGCGUAACAGAGGGAAAAGAAGAAAACGAAAAAGAAGUGGAGCCGGACUAAAAGAAGCAGAAACAAAACUACUGAAAGCCAGUGAUACUCCUCGAGGACAAGAUUGUGUUGCUUCAGAGCAUAAUCUACAUGUGGACAAACCAAAGACAAAGAAAAGGAGAGACAAAUAAGGAUGACAAGAAAAGUUCAAGAAGAAGUUUCAAAGAACAUAACCAUUUCAUAGAAAACUUGUUUAACACAAAUGUUGUUCACGUAAUUUGUGCCUGAUAUGGAGCCCAUGGGCAAGUGAUUAGGCCAAAAUAAAGUCUCCGGUUUCUGGUAUGCUCGCGGGUUGCCGUAGCCAUGCGCGUCAGCAAAAUGAAAAAGGGUUUUU